Messenger RNA from Maudiozyma saulgeensis, 1941 nucleotides. The record is from the annotation of a GenBank genome assembly. NCBI's taxonomy places the organism in Eukaryota, Fungi, Ascomycota, Saccharomycetes, Saccharomycetales, Saccharomycetaceae.
AUGGUAACACCUCCAUUCAUGGCCAAUAUUGAUUGGAAUCAAUGUGAUAAUAAAUCAAUAAAUACAUCACAAUCUUUAAAGGAUCCUUAUUUACAUUCGCAUUCAUAUCCACAACCUCAUACACAUUCUCAUCCACAUGAUACAUCACAUAGUCAUUCUCAUGCUUUCUUAGAAUAUAAUUAUAAUAUAUUAACAACAAAUAAUAAUAAUAAUAAUGAAAAUAAUACAAUGAUUCAAGGUCAUGCUAUUAGUAUCGAAGGAACUUUAGGUACUGUAACAAAUCCAGAAAAUAUUCAUUUAGCUUUGUUAAAUAAUAAAAAUGAAGAUAAUAAAUUAAUUCAUUUAGAUCCUGUACCGAAUUUUAUUGAUAAAUCAGAUAUUAAACCUUGGUUACAAAAAAUUUUUUACCCACAAGGUAUUGAGUUAGUUAUUGAAAGAUCAGAUAAUACAAAAGUUGUCUUUAAAUGUAAAGCUUCAAAGAGAGGUAAAAAUGCAAAGGAACCAAUGAUUUCAAAAGAUCAUCAAGAAAAAUUAAGUAAUAGAAAUGAUACUUCUGAUGAUGAUUCACCAGAUGAUUUAAUAAAUAAUGAUUCAACGAAUAAGAAAAAAAAUAUUAAGAAAAAAAAGAAAAGGUCUGUCUCAAGAUUUAAUGUUUGUCCAUUUAGAAUAAGAGCAACAUAUUCAUUAAAAAGGAAAAAAUGGGGGAUUGUUGUAUUAAAUAAUUCACAUUCUCAUGAUUUAGAAUUUAAUCCAAAUUCGGAAGAAUAUAAAAAAUUUAAAGAUAAAUUAAAAUCUGAUAAUGAUAUUGAAGCAAUUAAAAAAUUUGAUGAAUUAGAAUAUAGAAUUAGAGUUCAUUUACCUAUUCAAAAUACAAUGAUUCCUUGUGAUUGUGGUAUGACAAGUGAAAUUCAAAGUUUCAAUAUUGUUUUACCAAAUACAACAUCUUCAACAACAACUUCAAAAAAUAAUUUAAUUCAUAAACCACAAUUAAAGAAAAAAAAUACUGAUACUUUAUUACAACAAACCGCUAAGAAAAAAUUUAUUGCAGUUCAGUAUAAUAAUGAAAAUAAAUCAAAUUCAUCACAAAAUGAACUUAAUAAAUUUUCAAAUCCAAAUUCUGAUAUAAAACAAACAAAUCAAUUACCAAUGAUACCAAAUAUUCCAGAUUUUAUUGAUGACCAAUUCGAUCAAAUUAAAAAUUAUGAACCAACAGAUAAUAUCCUAUAUACAAAUAAUGCAAGUCUUCUCCCAAUGACAUUAACAGAAUCUCAAGAUAUAAUGGAUUUGAAUGAGAUAGAUUUUACAAAUAUUUUUACAAAAUCGUUUAAUGGUUCUAUGAAUGUUCAAUCAACGGCAACACCAACCACACUGGAAAACGAUACAUCUAACGGAAUGGUAACAAAUGACACAAAUCAUAAUGGAUUAACUAGAGGCGAGUUAGAAUUAAUCGAUCAUUUAACACCAGAUUCUUCAUUAUCUAUGUUCCACAACGAUUUCACGAAUCAUACUGAAUCAUUAUUACAGGAACCACGAAGUAGAUUAGGUUCUAGUCAUACUCCAACAAUGAAUUAUUCAAGUCCACAUAAUAUUACAAGAAACAUUGGAAUACAUAGUAUGAACGACUCACAAAUGCAACCUACAACAAUAACAACCCCACAAAAUCAUGCUACUGUCCUCCAUAAAGACAGUCCCUUAUAUUUAAAUAAAGAACUAGAUAUGUUACGUCCAACGAAUCCACACUCACCAAGUACCAUAUCGAGAGAUGUGUUUGAUAUGGAAAAAUAUCAAAUCAAGAAUGAACCACAACAACACACACUUUCUGACACAAAUAUCCAAAGUCAUAUCAACAGCAAUAAUGAUUCAUUAAUCAAGAUUCAUGAAUCUGACGAUCAGAUAAACACAUGGUUAUCAUCAUUGACCCAAUCCCAUUCACAAAAUUAA